Molecule: messenger RNA, 195 nt
Organism: Auxenochlorella protothecoides
Lineage: Eukaryota; Viridiplantae; Chlorophyta; Trebouxiophyceae; Chlorellales; Chlorellaceae
Product: putative mitochondrial pyruvate carrier 2
Exons: 3
Coding region: 1-195 (64 amino acids)
Biological process (GO): pyruvate import into mitochondria
Cellular component (GO): mitochondrial inner membrane
Source: RefSeq, a predicted model, not a curated record
AUGAUCUCCGAGAAGAUGACUGGAGCCAUGUGCAUCUACAGCCUGCUGUUCAUGCGCUUUGCCUGGAUGAUCCAGCCGCGCAACUACAUCCUCCUGGCGUGCCAUGCCGCCAAUGAGACGGUGCAGCUGAACCAGCUCCGGCGGUGGUACUCUGUGCAGGGUGGGAGCUUUGCAGCCGGUGGAGUGGCGGCCUGA